GUCAUUUUGUUAUCGUAAAGAAUGACAAUGAAUGAAUUCAAAGCCAACUGGAAAAGUGAAUUUGUCUAUUAACGUAAAUAAAACAACAAUUUUGAAAUAAUACUACAAAAUUAAAUACAAGUGACUAAAAUGUGCAAGUGAUAUAAGUUAUAACUCCAUGUAAUUUUAUAUGUUUAUAAUCUAAGAGUCGGUAACCUCAACGAAAUGGCAUCAACGCCCUUUCGUAGAUUGCUUCAUUGGGGACCUUUGUCGGUGUUUGGUAUAAUAAAACUAAUAACAUGGGCGAUGGUCCAUCUGCUGGGCAUGUGGUGGCCUCCACACUCCUCAUUGGCAGCAGCUCUACAUGCCGCACUGUUCCUGAGUCUGGCGGGCUCCACUUUAUACUUCUUCCUUCAGUCUUUACUUGAAGGUCCAGGAUUUGUUCCACUGGGUUGGAAACCGGAGAAUGAAGAGGACACACAUAAUCUACAGUUCUGCACAGUCUGUAAUGGAUUCAAAGCACCAAGGUCACAUCACUGUAGGAAAUGUGGGUACUGUGUAAAGAAGAUGGACCACCACUGUCCAUGGAUCAACUGCUGUGUGGGCCACAACAACCACGGAUACUUCACACUGUUCCUCAUAUCUGCUGUGCUUGGCUGCUUCCAUGCUUCUGUUGUGCUAACAAUCUGCAUGUACCACGCAAUAAACCGCGUGUGGUACAUGCACAACGGUACAGGCCGCGAGCCCAUGAUAUACCUGACGCUCACGACGUUACUGCUCACCCUGCUCGCUAUAGGCAUGGCUGUGGGCGUCGUCUUAGCUGUAGGAGUACUUUUGUACUUACAACUUCGCGGUAUAUUCCGCAAUCAGACGACAAUAGAAGACUGGAUAGUUGAGAAGGCGCAGGGUAGACGGGAGGAGCAAGGUCUGCCGGAGUUUGUGUUCCCCUACAACUUGGGGUGGAAGAACAAUGUCCAGCUCGUACUCUAUGGGUCCAAGUGGGACGGUAUUAAGUGGCCGUUGAGGGAAGGAUGUGGGGAGUACGAUCUUACGCGGGAACAGCAAGCUCAGAAGCAAGACAAGCGCGUCCGUUCCCGCAUGUACACGGCGGUGGCUAUGUACUCAGGGCGCUGGCUGCCCGUCCUGUCCCGGCCGCGCGCCGCGCUGGCCGCGCCCUGCACCGACGAGCCGCGCCUGCCGCUGCAGCCCGGGGACAUCGUCAGAGCUACACGGCAGAGGAAGCACUGGUUAUUCGGCGAGAAGUUAGUGGGAGAGGGCGAGACGCGCGGCCCCCGCGGCUGGUUCCCCCGCGACGUGGCCACGCCCAGCGACUACCUCCACAAACCCAAACCCGACUAGCUGGGACACUACGUCUGGACAGACAGACUGGUAUGACUUUUAUAUAGACUAGGAUUAGUUAAUGAAUGGAGUAAAUGCGAAAUGUAGACUUAUAACUUUAAGAUAAACUUUAAUGUCUAUCGGUACAUAACAUAUGCAUUAUUAUUAAAUAUGUACAUGAAUAUUUAUGUAGAAAGCCAGUUCAUAAAGUGACACGCACAAUUAUAAAAAAUCUAAAUUCAUAAGUCACCGUGCGUCGUCGAACUCGAAUCGAUCUUAGCACUCCAUUUAUUGACUCCUCUGUAAAUAAAUUAUGAAUCAUGUAAAACAUGAAUUGUAUUGUAAGUCAGUCAUUUUAACGUUUAUCUAGUAAUAUGGUUGUUAUACAUAUUAUACAGGUUGCAAGUAUUAUAGGCAGGCCUAAAGUAAUUGUCACUAUUUGACACUCUGAUAUGAAAUUGUGUAGAACUUUAACUGAUGAUUAUUACAUAAACUUCUUUUGACUACAUUAUACUUGUUCCUGUUUCCUAUACCAUUUGUAAUGUUUCUUUGACGACAAGCAACGAUCUCAAAACGUUGAAUUUAUUAGUUUUACUAUUUACUCAAGUGUAUAAGAAUAUUUCGCUAUCUGUCUAAAUGUGUUGAGAUGUUGUAUAAUUUAUUUUUCUAUUUAAUUAGAAGAAAGGUCACAAAUUAGUAAAUGGCGCCGACAACAUUAAUUUACAUUAAUAAAUUACAAUAGAGUGCACAAAUACAGGAUUUUAUUGAAUCCAUAAUAAACCUCCAAACCUCCUAUAUUUUUUCUCUGACUUCGUCAAAUAAGCAAAAUUGUUAUUUGGAUAUAUCUAUAGAAGCUAUUGAUUACUGUGAGUUAAGAUUAUGUUUUCUCAAGUCAAUGUACUAUCGACAAAAUUAACAGAUAUCCAGUGUGUAAGGCAACUGAUUGUUACUGUAUGAGUCAUCGUAAAAAGUAGUGGUAUAAAGUGUGCAUCCAGUGUAUUCCUUGAUUGUACUUUACAAGUUUGGGCACCAUGGUGUGUUGUAUACUCUGUGCACGGUUGAAUGCAUGUAGUAAUAAGGAUUUUUAUAAGAAUUUACGAGUCAUAGAGUUUAUACCAAGUAAUUGUUAUAAGAACUUUUAAAUGUUAAGCUCUUAUACGGUUGUUUGUUAUUUUAUAAUUUUAUAAUAAUAUAAUAUUAUUGUGACUAAAUAGUUGUGAUGUAAAAAUAAUCGGUUUUAUAUCAAUAAAACUGUACAUAAAUA
Spodoptera frugiperda (fall armyworm) is the source of this 2581-nucleotide messenger RNA. Its product is annotated as palmitoyltransferase ZDHHC6. Gene Ontology annotation, cellular component: Golgi apparatus. Lineage: Eukaryota; Metazoa; Arthropoda; Insecta; Lepidoptera; Noctuidae. The record is from RefSeq and is a predicted model, not a curated record. The coding region runs from base 205 to 1338 and encodes 377 amino acids. Gene Ontology annotation, biological process: protein palmitoylation. The transcript is spliced from 8 exons. Gene Ontology annotation, molecular function: protein binding; palmitoyltransferase activity.